GAGCAGAGGGCGACGUUGCAGCCGCCACCGCCGCGCUACGGGAGCCGGGAGGGACCAGGACGGGACGCAGACACACUUGUCAUCCAUUCUCUUGGACUUCAUGUGGGCAAAUGGCAAAUGCUGAAGUAAGCAUCCCUGUAGGGGAUGUUGUCGUCGUGCCAACUGAAGGAAAUGAAGGGGGCAACCCAGAAGAUACCAAAACUCAGGUGAUAUUACAACUGCAGCCAGUGCCACAAGGCAGGGUUUAUCAAGAGAGCUCUGAGACCAGUACAGCUGUAGUGGCCGUGGAAACGCACACCAUACACAAGCUUGAAGAAGGCAUUGACCCCAGCACCAUUGAAACAAAUGAAGAAAUUGAGAUUGCCUACCCCAUCACCUGUGGAGAGAGCAAAGCCAUUCUCCUCUGGAAGAAAUUUGUUUGCCCAGGAAUCAAUGUCAAAUGUGUCAAGUUCAAUGAUCAACUUAUCAGCCCAAAGCAUUUUGUUCAUCUGGCUGGCAAAUCUACCCUGAAGGACUGGAAGAGAGCCAUUCGCCUGGGAGGAAUCAUGCUGAGAAAGAUGAUGGAUUCUGGGCAAAUUGACUUCUACCAGCAUGACAAGGUUUGCACAAACACCUGUCGCAGCACCAAGUUUGACCUCCUGAUCAGCAGUGCCAGGGCACCGGUGCCAGGGCAGCAAAGCCUGGUACAGACUCCCACCUCCGCUGACGGAAGCAUCACUCAAAUUACAGUGUCUGAGGAGAGUGUGGAGGAAGGGAUUGAAUGGAACCGUGCUCUGACAGCAGCAGUCACCAUGGCAACUGAGGAGGGAAUCAAGAAGGACCCAGAGGAGAUUUCAGAGGACACACUGAUGUUCUGGAAAGGAAUCGCUGAUGUGGGGUUGAUGGAAGAAGUUGUCUGCAACAUUCAGAAGGAGAUAGAAGAGGUGCUGAGAGGUGUUCAGCAGAGGCUUGGCCAGUCACCCUUCCAGGUUACCGACGCUGCUGUCCUAAAUAAUGUUGCUCACACUUUUGGCCUGAUGGACACUGUCAAGAGAGUGCUGGACAACAGGAAGAGUCAAACAGAUCAGGGAGAAGAACAGUUUCUUUAUACUCUGGCAGACCUGGACCGCCAGCUGGAGGAGCAGAAGAAGUUUGCCAGGGAUCAGAAACUAAAGUCCCAGACUGUUCAGAACGUGGUCCUCAUGCCUGUCAGCACUCCCAAGCCACCUAAGAGGCCCCGGCUGCAGCGUCCAGCCUCGGCCACAGUCCUGAGCCCUUCCGCCCCCAUCCAGCAGCCUCAGUUCACAGUGAUUUCGCCCAUCACCAUUGCACCCAUGGGGCAGCAGUUCUCUGUGAGCAACAUUCCAAUGGCAACCAUCAGCCAGAGCUCCAGCCCAGUGACUGUCCAUACCUUGCCAUCAGGCUCGCAGUUGUUCCGCUACGCCACGAUGGUCUCUUCCUCCAAGACCAGCUCCUCCGACACAGUGACCCUUCACCCGUCUUCUAGCUUGGCCCUGCUGAGUUCAGCUGCCAUGCAGGACAGCAGCACCCUUGCCAAUGUGGCCACCGUGGUGAAUCCUGUGGAACUGGUGGCCAUGGAGUCUGGCCUGACCUCUACCCUACAGGCUGUCGAGGGCACUUCAGACGAGGGACAGACCAUCAUAGAAAUAGACCCGGCACCUGAUCCAGAAGCUGAGUCAGAGGAGUCUGGGGCCAAAGCUGUGAUUCUGGGAACAGAACUGAGGACUGAGGAGAAGGUGGUGGCUGAGGUCGAUGAGCACCAGCAUCAGGUCCACAACGUAGAGAUUGUGGUCUUGGAGGACUAGCCAAAAAGCCAGAUUGUAAAGUUCCUUUGGGGUUCAUCGAUUGUUUAUUUGUUUUGCCUCCCUUUUUUUUUUCUUUUUUACAGCCUUUCAGGUAAGUUCCCAUAGGAUAUUAAAGAAAAAAAAGAUUUUCACAUGGGAGAGCGCAGCCUCCAUUUGUACUGAAGGGGGGAAGGGAAAGGAAACUUAUUAUCCUGCCUAAUCCUAAGCACUCCCACAGAAGGGAAACAAGCACCUGCUGUUACCGAGAUCAUCGCACAGCGUGUGAUUACAGCCCAUAGACCCAGUUUUGAAAAAGACACUUUGUCUACACCUUGUUUACACUUCAACUGUUUUGUCUUAGAAAUUAAUGAAGCCGGGUACCUGAAAUGUAUCUGACUAAUGGAUGAGAGCGAUUGUGGGGAAAUGGGAUCCUUACUUAUUCCUCAGCUCUCAACCACCGUAAGAAAUUAAAUUCUGUGUUACCUUA
Lacerta agilis (Sand lizard) is the source of this 2271-nucleotide messenger RNA. It is a transcript of the gene GMEB1, whose product is annotated as glucocorticoid modulatory element binding protein 1. Gene Ontology annotation, cellular component: nucleus. The record is from RefSeq and is a predicted model, not a curated record. Gene Ontology annotation, molecular function: DNA-binding transcription activator activity, RNA polymerase II-specific; RNA polymerase II cis-regulatory region sequence-specific DNA binding. The transcript has 10 exons. Gene Ontology annotation, biological process: positive regulation of transcription by RNA polymerase II. Lineage: Eukaryota; Metazoa; Chordata; Lepidosauria; Squamata; Lacertidae. Bases 111 to 1805 code for a protein of 564 amino acids.